AUCGUACAAGAAUCAAUACAGAUACCUGGCUCGGACUUGCAUCUCACGUAUCAGUCUUCGCAAGCCUCAGGCUACUUGAGCAUCGUACGCAUGCGCCUCACCGCGGAAAAGAUACCAAAGACUCUGACGCAUGUUCAUGUGGGCGUGGAAAUCGAGGGCGCACUUCAUGUGAAGACGUAUGAGGCCGAUCCCAACUUAAUACACACGUUCGCCUGGAACAAACGCAAUGUCUAUCGGCAGAAGGUCUACGGCGUCACCAUUGCACGCAUUUCCGUCGGCUACCAGCACUCGACCUGCAAGAUGCCAGUUUGGAUCACGCAAACCGCCAAGCUGCAGGGCUAUGACGUCGACAUUUCAGACAUCGGUGGCUGGGGUCUGGACAUACACCACCACUACAAUUUCCACGAAGGCAUAUUACAGAAGGGGGAUGGCAGUACGCUUCACAUGAAAGAAUACCCUCGCACCGUAAAGGUGGUGAUGGGCACCGGCUUGCAACGUCCGCUGAACUGUCCCGACCACUGCAACGGCAUAGCCAAGGACGCCAAGCUACUCACACCCAUCGCAUUGGCGUCCGGCCCAGACGGUAGCCUAUACGUGGGCGAUUUCAACUUGGUGCGACGCAUCACGCCUGAUGGCAAAGUCUACACAAUACUGCAACUGAGUGCCACGCAGGUUUCCUAUCAGUAUUACCUGGCAGUGUCGCCCGCAGAUGGCCACCUGUAUAUAUCCGAUCCGGAGCGGCACCAAAUUCUAAGACUGCUGCGUUUAGAGAAAGUGAAGGACCCCAGUAUCAACAGUGAGCCCAUUGUAGGCAGCGGACAGCGUUGCAUACCCGGUGAUGAGGGCAAUUGCGGUGACGGAGGCCCGGCGUUGCAGGCUCGUCUUUCGCAUCCGAAGGGGCUGGCCAUUGCCGCAGAUCGCACCAUGUACAUUGCUGAUGGCACCAACAUACGAGCGGUGGAUCCCAAGGGAGUCAUACACACACUGAUUGGGCAUCAUGGCCACCACAACCACUGGAGUCCGGCGCCUUGCUCUGGCACUCUAAUGGCAAACCAAGCACAACUUCAAUGGCCCACUGGUCUGGCGCUCAGUCCACUCGACGGUUCUUUGCAUUUUAUCGACGAUCGGCUGGUGCUGCGCCUAACUUCGGACAUGAAGAUUCGCGUCGUAGCUGGCACGCCCCUGCAUUGCAACAACAAUGGUCAAGACAAAUCGAACAAGACGUCGGAGAAUGUGCUGGGCACAGUGCUGGCAAUGGCGUUCUCGCCAUUCGGUGAUCUCUACAUCGCAGACAGCGACUCACGACGGGUAAAUUCAAUUCGAGUGGUGGACACAGCGGGAAAUAUGCGCUACUUUGCUGGCAAGCAGGAGGGUCUGGGUUCACUAACCUGCGAUUGCUCCAAUGGCAACACUGUCAACAGUUCAACAUCCGGUCUGGCCUCGGCGCUUUCAUCAACCGGCAGCGGCGUCGCUGGUAGCGCCUACUCAACGACAAUGAAUCCGAAACGUACCACCACACCAACAACGCCGGCUGGCAGCAACGGACACGGCAACAACGGCAAUGGCGGCGGAAGCGGAAAUGGUGCUGUCUCUGGCUAUGGUGCUGGUGCGGGCAACGGUGCGGGUGGCGUUGGCGGUGUGGGUGUGGGUGCUCCCUGCAUUUGCAGCGGCGGCGGUGUCGGUGUCACGGUCGGCGCUCCCAGUGGACUGGCGGGCAUCGUGGCCGGUGGUAAUUUAAUGUCAACUGGACCAACGACAACCACAACAAUAUUGCUGGGCGCCAAAACAACAGCUGCAGCAAACGGCAUGGGCGGCGCCAUGAAUGAUGAUGGCACUUUGAGCAACGCGGAGACCUUGCUAUCGUCGAAUGCUCGCUUUCAGGCGAUUUCGGCCAUUUCGGUGGCGCAGGACGGCGUCAUUAAUGUGGCGGAUCAAGGUUCGCUUCAUGUUCUUGCGCUCGAGCAUUAUCUGCCAUCACACGACGAGAACGGCGAGUUCCAUAUUCCGUAUCCUCCAUCCAGUGAAAUUUAUGUCUUCAAUCGUUAUGGCCAACAUGUUGCCACAAAGGAUCUGACUUCGGGCAAGACACGUUACAGUUUCCUUUAUUCAAAGAAUACCUCCUUUGGACGUCUCUCCACCGUCACCGAUGCCUCAGGCAAUAAGAUUCAAUUUCUUCGCGACUACAGUAACGUGGUCAGCUCCAUCGAAAACACACAAGAUCACAAGUCUGAAAUACAGAUAAAUGGCAUUGGCAUUAUGACUAAACUGAGCGAGAAGGGUCGCCAAGAGAUCGAACUGGACUAUGACAGUAACACUGGGCUGCUCAUGUCGCGCUCAUCAGGCGGCGAGACUUACAUCUAUCAGUAUGACGAGUUUGGACGUGUUACUGGUACCAUCCUGCCAAGCGGCGAAAUCGUGCGCAUCACUUCCGAGCUAGCCGAUAACAAAGGGCUUACUGUGUACGUGCACGCUUCCGUUGAGUCACUUUUCUCACGCGAGCGCGGUGAAACGAAUGAGUUGCUGGUUUUGGGUGGUGUGCGCUCUACUUUCAUGAAAAAGGGUGGGGAGAAUGCUGACGCAGAAAUCAAACCGAAUAACACGCUCGUGAUUCACAGUGCCAACGGCGUCGUUGUUGAGUCAUCGGCCGUUGCCAGACAUCCGUUGCUCGAGGCAGCGUUGCCGGUUGAAGCUGAAAUGCUGGCCAUGUGGUCACAUCAGAGCGUCACUAUGGGCGAAAGUUUGACAAACAAUAUGUAUUCCGUGUACAAUUUAGUCGGUGAUGUGCGCAAUCCUCAGCAGACACUCAAUCGCGAGAUUUGGGUAAAUCAAUCGCGCGUCAUUGGCGUUGAGUACGACCAGUUUACUAACCGUGAGACAUUCUAUGACAUGAACCGAACUCCGAUACUCAUUGUUGCAUACGAUCAGUCUGGACUGCCAAAGUCAUAUUAUCCGACCAAUGGUUAUCCUGUGAACAUCACCUACGACCGCUUCAAUCGCAUUGAAGGCUGGGCCUGGGGUCCGGCUGAGCUCAAGUAUUCAUAUGAUAGACAUGGUCUGCUCUCAGAGAUCACCUCACAGCAAGAUGGUAUCAUUUCCUUUGUCUACAAUGAUUGGAAUUUGAUGUCGGAGAUCGGCUUGGCAAGCCAGCGGAAGUUUGUACUGCAGUACGACGAGUCGGGCGGUCUCAGGCACGUUCUGAUGCCAUCUGGUACAAAGCACUCCUUUAGCAUGCAGACAUCCAUUGGCUUCAUCCGCUGCACUUACACGCCGCCUGGCAGUACGCGAGCUUACUUGCAGCAUUACAGUCAUUCUGGUGCCCUGCUUCAGACAAUAUUCCCUGGUGACGGCGCACGCAUUGUUUACCGCUACAACUCGGGCGGUCAACUGGCUGAGAUCGUGCACGGCGAUGGAAAGAGCGAGUUUCUUUACAACGAUGCUACGGGCAUGCCCAGUACAGUCUCACACACCGAGCGGGAACUGGAGUAUCGUUGGGACUUUGAAUACACCGGAGGUUUGCUGAGCGAAGAGCGCAUCGACUAUGUGGCCAAGACAGGACUAAGCAAUGCCAAAUUCACCUAUGAGUAUGAUACUGAUUUUCGUGUCAUUUCGAUCCAGGGACGCAUAGGUGGCCAAAAUCUACCCUCGCAAAAUUUUGCAUACAACCAACGUACAGGUCAGCCAAGUCUCAUUGGCCAAUUCAAGAUUAUGCAUCCAAUGCUGAAUCAGACACAAGUCUACGAUGGCACAGCGACUUUUACGCGGACUGUGGAUGGCCGCUUUCUAACGCAGAAAGUGACUCUCUCCAUACAUCGGCUCGAAGUGUUCCGCAUGGAGUUUUCAUUCGGAAUGCAUGGACGCAUCACCCAAACACGUACCUACACACGCAACAUGGCCGUCAAUACAUACACCAAUGUUAAAAACUAUACUUGGGAUUGUGACGGCCAGCUAGUUGGGGUGGAAGCUCAGGAGCCGUGGGGCUUCCGCUACGAUGACAACGGCAACCUACUGUCGCUGACGUACCGAGGUAACACCAUCCCCAUGGAAUACAAUGCACAGGACCGCAUCGUUAAAUUUGGGGAGGGUCAGUACAAGUACGACACUCGUGGACUGGUUGCCCAGAAUGCGCGAGAAGAGCGCUUUCACUACAACACACAGGGCUUACUAGUUCGCGCCACCAAGCGUGGACGGUUCGAUGUACGCUACUAUUACGACCACAUGAAACGUCUAACCACCCGAAAGGACAACUUUGGAAACGUAACCCAGUUCUUCUACACUAGUCAAGAUCGGCCCUAUGAAGUUUCUCAGAUAUAUUCACCACGCGACGGAAAACUAAUGUCACUAACUUACGACGAUGUGGGUCAUCUUAUCUAUGCACAAGUGUACAGGCACAAAUAUUACGUGGCCACAGACCAGAGCGGGACUCCGAUCAUGAUUUUCAACCAAUACGGCGAGGACAUAAGGGAAAUUAUGCGCUCACCAUUCGGUCACAUCGUUUACGACUCCAAUCCAUACCUAUUUCUGCCUAUUGACUUCUGUGGUGGCAUUUUGGAUCCUGUCACAGCUCUCGUGCACAUGGGCGAUGGUAGAGUAUAUGACCCACUAAUCGGCCAAUGGAUGUCGCCCAACUGGGAACUAGUGGCCGAGCGCAUCAUAACACCCACGAAGAUGCAUCUUUAUCGCUUGAAUGGCAAUGAUCCCAUAAAUGUCGACCACGACCGCAACUAUCCCGCCGACUUCUCUUCGUGGAUGAAGACACUUGGCUUCAGUAUAAAGAACUUGGUUCCACAACUAACGCGAAACCUAUGGGAACAACCCUCGCUGUGGGGUCGUGCGCCGCAUAAUCCAAUUGCGCUCAACAUGAAACGACCCAUAGAUAACAUACCGACCAUGGCUGUGGAGAGUGGUUUCUUGGCGCACCUUAAUGUGCGGCGAAUGUCCAAUUUCGAGGACUUGUCUGCACCGCCAAAGUCCGCGCUUAAGUUUGAUGUCAUGAACCCGACCCCGCGUAACAUUGGCUCAGACACCGAGCCACCGUUCGGUAAGGGCAUCGUUGUGUCUCGCACUAAUGAUGGCCAAGCCAUCGUUUCCAGUGUUCCCGCAGCGAACGCCAUCUACCGCGACGUCUACACAUCGGUCUUCAACCGCUCCAAGCUGCUGCCAUUCACAUUUGUGGUGCACAACGCACAGCAAGAUUCGUUCUUCUUUGUCAAAGAGGAGGCAUGGCGCGCCAGUGAAGACCGCCAGCAACUGAAACGUCUUCAAGGACAGGUGAAUACGACCUUCCACGAGAACUCACGAGAAAACGGUAGUGGCAACAAC
Molecule: messenger RNA, 5319 nt
Organism: Rhagoletis zephyria (snowberry fruit fly)
Lineage: Eukaryota; Metazoa; Arthropoda; Insecta; Diptera; Tephritidae
Gene: Ten-a
Product: Teneurin-a transmembrane protein
Biological process (GO): motor neuron axon guidance
Source: RefSeq, a predicted model, not a curated record